AUGGCUUUCCUGGAAAUCACUGGCGCAUUGGUCCUCCUGUUGGUGUCGUAUGUCGUCUAUUCUGCGUCGACCCAUCCCCGUCUCGGGGCGCGGCCUCCUCCUGGUCCCACGCCGAUCCCCGUACUGGGAAAUCUCCACCAAGUUCCGGCGGAGGGCCAGCACAUCGUGUUCACGGACUGGGGCAAAAAGUAUGGCCCUGUGGUAUACGCACAAUGCCUCAGCGUAAAAAUGGUCAUCUUAAACACCUUGCAGGCUGCAGAUGACCUUUUGGAUAAACGCGGUGCCAUCUACUCGGACAGACCUCACUUUGGUCUGAUUACCGAUGUCCUAGACUGGAAACCCAAUCUACCCUUCCUCCCAUACAACGACCAAUGGCGCAAGCACCGGCGGUUGUGCCAGAACGCCGUUGGCACGACACAAUCACUAGCAGGUUUCCGUCCUCUGCACCGCGUGGAGUCGUUGAAGCUGCUCAUGGAACUGAUGCAGACUCCCGAAGAUUUCAUGUUACACAUCAAGAGAUACCCAGCUGCGCUGAUGUUGGAGAUAGCGUACGGCCACUCGGUGACUUCUAUCGACGACGAACUAGUGGUUCUCACAGACGAAGCUGUCUGCGAAAUCACAAGUCUGGGUGGGCUAGCUUCCACGUUGAUCGAUUUUUUCCCAGCCGUACGACGUGUUUUGACAUGGCUGCCUAGUUUUAGCGUCAGUCGACGAGUAGAAAAGGUUCGAGGAUUGGUACAGGCCAUGAUGAAUAUUCCAUACGAGAAAGUCAAGCAGGAGAUGGCAUCCGGAUCGGCUAGGCCGUCAUUCUUAAAAACUAUGCUCGAGGAGCACACACAAGCACAAGAUGACAUGACACCCGAGCAGGAACGCGAGCUAAUGUGUCUGUCAAGUAUUAUGUACAGCGCUGGUGCUGACACUACAGGGGCAGCAAUGCUAACUUUCAUGCUUGCUAUGACACUCCACCCUGAAGUCUUCAGGAAAGCACAGGCUGAGAUUGACCGCGUAAUCGGAUCUAGUCGUCUUCCUGACUGGGACGACAGGGCUUCGCUGCCGUAUCUCGAGUGUGUCUUGAAGGAGGUGUACCGGUGGAACCCUCCCGGGUCUCUUGCUGUUCCACAUAGGGCCAUGACUGAGGAUACAUACAACACCCUUCACAUUCCACAUGGAUCCAUGAUGAUUGCGAACCUCUGGGGAAUGACGAGGGAUACAAAUAUGUACCGUGAUCCCGAUACAUUCUUCCCAGAGCGAUUUGAACAAAUGGACAAAGUGGAAGCUGAGCUCAAAGAUCCGCGUAAGAUCAUAUUCGGAUUUGGACGACGUGUAUGCCCUGGGCGUCUGCUGGGCGAUGCUAGUGUCUGGCUCGCGAUGGCGAGCAUAAUAUCUGUGUUUGACAUAGCCAAAGCUCGCGACAAGGAUGGCAUCGAAAUUUCUCCUGAAGUUGCGUUCGUACCUGGAUCAAUCAGGCGAGAAACCUAA
Fibroporia radiculosa is the source of this 1479-nucleotide messenger RNA. RefSeq lists its product as uncharacterized. Gene Ontology annotation, molecular function: oxidoreductase activity, acting on paired donors, with incorporation or reduction of molecular oxygen; heme binding; iron ion binding. The transcript has 12 exons. NCBI's taxonomy places the organism in Eukaryota, Fungi, Basidiomycota, Agaricomycetes, Polyporales, Fibroporiaceae. The record is from RefSeq and is a predicted model, not a curated record. The coding region runs from base 1 to 1479 and encodes 492 amino acids.